Messenger RNA from Alternaria atra, 1080 nucleotides. RefSeq lists its product as uncharacterized. The coding region runs from base 1 to 1080 and encodes 359 amino acids. NCBI's taxonomy places the organism in Eukaryota, Fungi, Ascomycota, Dothideomycetes, Pleosporales, Pleosporaceae. The record is from RefSeq and is a predicted model, not a curated record. The transcript has 3 exons. Gene Ontology annotation, cellular component: endoplasmic reticulum; lipid droplet; membrane. Gene Ontology annotation, molecular function: ditrans,polycis-polyprenyl diphosphate synthase [(2E,6E)-farnesyl diphosphate specific] activity.
AUGGGCUCCCUCCACGACUCCCGUAUACACAAGUGGUUUGCGACCUCACCGCCCGUCGCAUGGACAGUCAGGCAGCUACGAGAGCUUCUUAUUGGGUCGCUGAAGCAAGGCCCUAUCCCCCAACAUGUCGCGUUCGUGAUGGAUGGUAACAGGCGAUUUGCGCGGAACCACCACAUUGAGACGGUAGAAGGACACAACCUUGGGUUUGAGUCGUUAGCGAGGAUCCUCGAAGUCUGCUACAAAACUGGCGUCAAGGUGGUCACCAUCUACGCAUUCAGUAUAGAGAACUUCAAGCGGUCGAAGCAUGAAGUCGAUGCGCUCAUGUCCAUGGCAAAGGUGAAGCUGCAACAAUUGGCCGAGCACGGAGCUUUGCUAGAUCGCUAUGGCGCAUCCGUUCGGGUGCUGGGGCAGCGCGAGCUCAUCAGCCCGGAUGUACUGAUGGCUGUUGACAAGGCUGUUGCAAUGACAGCACACAACAAGAAAGCUGUUCUCAACGUCUGCUUUCCCUACACGUCACGGCACGAAAUCACGACCGCAGUCAUGAAGACUGUCGAGACGUACAGCACGCCGAUACACAACCUGCCUACACCUUCUAAGCGAACCUUUUCUGAAUCGCACAUCACCCAACAUAUUCGCAAGCAAAUGUUGGAGGAUACGGAAGGUGUAGCGGAACAGCCCGAUUCGCGGCCGGCGUCGCCCUCGUCUAAGGAAGCGACUUCAGCUGACGAUGGGCGCUCCUCGUCAACUUCGACCGCCAUCAAUUCGCCAGAAAAGGAUGACUUGCAUAAUGGGCCGACGUUUCUAGAUUCAGAGUCGAUUAGCGCUCAGACUCUGAACGACAACAUGAUGACGGCUGAUGCUCCGCCCCUCGAUCUGCUAAUCCGUACCUCUGGCGUAGAGCGGCUGAGCGACUUCAUGCUGUGGCAAGCCCACGAGAACACGUCCAUUGUGUUUCUCAAGUGCCUGUGGCCGGAGUUCGACUUGUGGCAGUUUUUGCCUGUGUUGGUAGAAUGGCAGUGGCAGCAGAAGAAGCUGCAAGAGGAACAGCAGCGGACCCGUGGGCGGUCCAAGUCAGACUGA